CCCGAACCGCGGUGCAUCUUGACCCAACACUACCAAAUUACUCAAGGUCUGAGGAACGUGCGACGCGGGGAUACGGGGACCAGAACGGAACAACCCCACUUGGACCAUUGCCUUCGAGUCGUGUAUAGAACAAGAUGAAGUUCGGGAAGGAGUUGCUGAACGCGGUGAACCAAUCCAACCCGGAAUGGGGUCCGUUUUGGAUGAAUUACAAAGCGCUCAAGAAGCGCAUCAAGGCCGUUGUGAAAACGGCGCCGACAUCGCCGACCGCGCGGGCAAGUGUCGAUUCGGAAGACCCGCGUGAAGUCGACUUGACCCAGUGCCAAGAAGAAAUCGAUUUCUUCACGGAACUGCGCGACCAACUGAGGAAACUAGCAUGCUUCUACGUCGCCGAAGAAAAGCGAUAUUUGUUUCGGUUUCAGCAACUCCAGGCAGUGCUGAAAGACAUGAAGAAGAAGACCGAAGUGGACGAAAUUGAUGCCAAACGACUCAUGGUCGCUUGCGUCCACUUCUACGGCGAAUGCAUCCAACUGGAAAACUACGCUGUGACCAACUACCAAGGGUUCUCCAAGAUUCUGAAAAAGCACGACAAAAUGACCGGGCAUAACACGCGCACCAAGUACAUGCGCAAGAUGGUGAACCAGAGUCCGUUUGCCAACUACCCGCAACUGAUCUCGAUCUUGGACGGGACCGAGCGCAUGUUUACAGAGAUUCCAGUCGGCGACUCGGUCAUGCAAACCGCCAUGUACAUGGCGAUGAUGGGGCAAACCGGCGGACCCCGACGAGACCCGCUGCAGCCACAUCUCGCGUCGUCCAACAUGGAAGUGGAUUCGUAAAAGUGACGCGCGACUUCCACUUAUUAUUGCCCGAGUACCCGUACUUAUCCUCCAUCCCGCAUUGCUCGUGGAUGGCGCUGUUCCUUGUUUCCCUAGUCCCUAAUGCUAAUCCUCGUCAAUGCAUACCCCGCCUUGCUUUCCUUGGA
This is a messenger RNA of Aphanomyces invadans, 979 nucleotides long. RefSeq lists its product as hypothetical. Lineage: Eukaryota; Oomycota; Saprolegniomycetes; Saprolegniales; Verrucalvaceae. The transcript has a single exon. The record is from RefSeq and is a predicted model, not a curated record. Gene Ontology annotation, biological process: cellular response to phosphate starvation. Bases 135 to 833 code for a protein of 232 amino acids.